Messenger RNA from Linderina pennispora, 759 nucleotides. RefSeq lists its product as uncharacterized. The coding region runs from base 1 to 759 and encodes 252 amino acids. The transcript has 4 exons. NCBI's taxonomy places the organism in Eukaryota, Fungi, Kickxellomycota, Kickxellomycetes, Kickxellales, Kickxellaceae. Gene Ontology annotation, biological process: fatty acid metabolic process. The record is from RefSeq and is a predicted model, not a curated record. Gene Ontology annotation, molecular function: oxidoreductase activity, acting on the CH-OH group of donors, NAD or NADP as acceptor; NAD+ binding.
AUGGGAAUCGGCAUCGGCCUUGUCGCCGCGCGCGUCGCCAAGCUCAACGUGCACUCGAGAAGGGACUGGCGUUUCCUGGACAAGCUGCUGGUCAAGGACAUCGGCAAGGGCAAGUGCACGGAGGACGAGCGCUCCGAGGUCAAGGCGCGCAUCAGCUCGGCCGGCAGCAUCCAGGAGAUGAGCCACGCCGACUUUGUGGUCGAGGCAGUGUCGGAGAACCCGCAGCUCAAGCACACGAUCUUCUCGCAGCUGUCGGAGCGGCUGCCCGAGGACACGAUCCUGGCCACCAACACGUCGUCGAUCAGCAUCACCAAGAUUGCGUCGGCAGCCAAGCGGCCCGACAACGUCAUCGGCAUGCACUUCAUGAACCCGGUGCCGGUGAUGAAGCUGACAUCGCAGGCGACGCUCGACACGACGCUGGCGCUGGCCCACAAGAUGGGCAAGACCACGACCAUGUCGCAGGACGUGCCUGGCUUCAUUGCCAACCGCCUGCUGAUGCCGUACAUCAACGAGGCCAUGAUUGCGCUGCAGGAGGGCAUUGCGUCCAAGGAGGACAUUGACACGACGAUGAAGCUGGGCACCAACAACCCGAUGGGACCGCUGACCCUGGCCGACUUUAUUCGGGCUGGACACGUGCUGCACAACGAGCUGGGCGACUCAAAGUACCGCCCGGCGGUGCUGCUGCAAAAGUACGUCGACGCGGGCUGGCUCGGCGUCAAGAGCGGCAAGGGCAUCUACGACUACCCGGCCAAGAAGUAG